Messenger RNA from Physella acuta, 690 nucleotides. RefSeq names its product protein Wnt-5a. The record is from RefSeq and is a predicted model, not a curated record. Lineage: Eukaryota; Metazoa; Mollusca; Gastropoda; Physidae. Gene Ontology annotation, molecular function: cytokine activity; frizzled binding. Gene Ontology annotation, cellular component: extracellular region. Gene Ontology annotation, biological process: multicellular organism development; neuron differentiation; cell fate commitment.
UUUUUAAACCAACCUGUUGUAACUACCCCUCCAUGAAAAACCUCGGCAGUUAGCGAACAGUAGAGGUGGAACAAGCGAGGGGUAGGAGAGCCAGUGACACAUUGAGUUCAACCAUUCGCUGUUCAUAGACGGAUCGAACGCGUUUGUUUUUCGUCGUUCAAAAAAAUAAAUUAAAAAAAAAAUAUGACGUUUUCAUUUGGAGUGCGUGUGUUUUAAAGUGGAUUUAAUUUCAACACAGUUCGCUUGGAGAAAAAUAAAGAACGAAAACUCAAGAUGCUGUGAUCGGUUGAGAUUAUGCUAGCAUGGAAGGUUCUCGACGGCGGAGGAGAAAGAAUGUUCUUCCCCGGAUACCAAAAUGGUGGUGGUGGACGGUUGCUGUCCUACUUAUAUCCAUGCAAACACAGGCGGUCUACGCACUUGAUAUGUGGUGGCAGCUUGGCGUGUCAGGACUAGAGAAGUGGAACAACCCUCAUAUUCUGAUGCUGGGGGCCCAGCCAGGCAUCUGCACCCAGUUAAAGGGCCUCUCGGCCCGGCAGAUCAAGUUCUGUCAGCAGUACCACGACCACAUGCCCAGUAUAGGACGCGGCGCCAAGCUGGGGAUAGCCGAAUGCCAGUUCCAAUUUAGGCUCCGGAGGUGGAACUGCAGCACGGUGCAGGAUUCUUCCGUUUUUGGACCAAUCAUACAAAUAC